Messenger RNA from Rattus norvegicus (Norway rat), 3104 nucleotides. It is a transcript of the gene Cables2, whose product is annotated as Cdk5 and Abl enzyme substrate 2. The record is from RefSeq and is a predicted model, not a curated record. Gene Ontology annotation, biological process: regulation of cell cycle. NCBI's taxonomy places the organism in Eukaryota, Metazoa, Chordata, Mammalia, Rodentia, Muridae.
GGCGGCGCGGCGCGGCGGCGCACUCGAGCAUGGCCGCGGCCGCGGCGGGAGGAGCCCCGGGUCCGGCCCCCGGCCCCGCCAGGCCCGCGCCGGCCGCCCGGAACCCGCCGGCCGUGCCGCGAAGGCGCGGGGACUCCCGGCGCCGCCAGGCCGCCCUCUUCUUUCUCAACAACAUCUCCCUAGAUGGACGGCCACCGAGCCUGGGUCCGGGAGGCGAGAAGCCACUGCCUCCGCCGCCACCGCCCACCGAGGCCCGCGAGGCUCCAGCGCCUCCGCCAGCUCCACCCGGAGGCCUCCCGGGGUUGCCAGCCAGGCCCGCGCCCCAGGGCCUGCUCAGCCCCACGACGGCGCCCGCCAGCCUCGGCCUGGACGGGCAGCGCCAAAGGAGACGAGUCACAUCUCAGCGCUGUUCCCUUGAGUUUCUGGAAGACGCAGUGGGAUGUGCCUCGGUGCAGAGAACCAAGCAUGCAUCUGGAUCACCAAGACACAAAGGCCUGAAGAAAACCCAUUUCAUCAAGAACAUGAGGCAGUAUGAUACAAAGAAUAGCAGGAUUGUACUCAUCUGUGCCAAGCGGUCCCUGUGUGCAGCCUUCUCAGUCCUGCCCUAUGGAGAGGGCCUGCGGAUCAGUGACCUGAGGGUGGACAGUCAGAAGCAAAGGCACCCAUCUGGCGGCGGUGGCGGCGUUUCUGUCUCUUCUGAGAUGGUCUUUGAAUUGGAAGGCGUUGAGCUGGGAGCAGAUGGAAAGGUCGUGUCUUAUGCGAAGUUCCUGUACCCCACUAAUGCCUUGGUCACACACAAGAAUGACAGCCAUGGCUUGCUGCCCCAGCCUCGGCCCAGCAUUCCCCGGGCUCCACCAGGUUCAAGACACAAACCUGUGCCUACCAAGUCAACACCAGCUGGCACAGAACUAGGUAGCACAGGAAGCGACGGGGGAGAUGCAGUAGAAUACAACCCCAACCUCCUGGAUGACCCACAGUGGCCGUGUGGGAAGCACAAGCGUGUACUCAUCUUUGCCUCAUACAUGACCACUGUUAUAGAGUAUGUGAAGCCUGCAGACCUCAAAAAGGACAUGAACGAGACCUUCAGGGAGAAGUUCCCUCAUAUCAAACUGACAUUGAGCAAAAUUAGGAGUUUAAAACGGGAGAUGCGGAACCUUUCUGAAGAGUGCAGCUUGGAGCCUGUGACUGUGUCCAUGGCCUAUGUGUACUUUGAGAAGCUUGCACUGCAGGGCAAGCUCAACAAACAGAACCGCAAACUGUGUGCUGGCGCCUGUGUUCUGUUGGCUGCCAAGAUCAGCAGUGACCUCCGCAAGAGUGAAGUGAAGCAGCUUAUUGACGUGAGUGUGAGAAGCUGGAGGAAAGGUUCCGGUUCAACAGGAAGGAUCUCAUUGGAUUUGAGUUCACGGUGCUUGUGGCUUUGGAACUGGCCCUGUACCUCCCGGAGAACCAAGUAUUACCUCACUACAGACGCCUCACCCAGCAGUUCUAGCCCAGAACAGUGCACCCCACAGGGAGCCUGCUUUGGCAGGAAGGCGAGUAGCUUGGCUAGAGCACUGACUAGUAGUGUCCCUGUCCUUCCUCUAGUAACUGCACUUGCCCCUCAGUCCAGGGCAGCUCUUAGCUUCCCUUGGAAAGAGGCACUGCUCUUAUUUUGGAGUGUACCCCAUCUUCACCUUGAGGCCCUGUUGAGGGUUUUCCUGAAGCAAAUGAACAUCGUGGGGCUUGGUUUGCUUUUCAUGUGCCUGAGACCAGCCUGGUUUAUGUUGUCAAUCCUGAGGUCCAGCUUUCAUUUUGCCUAGCCAUGAAACCAUUCCUGUAGAGACCUAGGUGUCCAGACCUUCUGAACAUACUGGAAUUGCCAGGCUUCUGUCUCCUGGUGCCUCCACCCAGGCAGAGCUCCCCCAUCAGCACUUUUUUUUGGUCAAGAUGCAGGAAAGGGCAGUCUGCUCACACUGGACCUUGUUAAAGCAUCUGCCACUGUGAAACCCCUGUGCCACCACAUACAGUGUUUGGCCAACACCACCACCCACCCCAACCCCUGCCUCCUGCCAGCACUUAUCCCUGCGGUACUGGACCAUUUAAGACAACCGCUGACUGCGGGCUCUUGACUUUCCUGAGCAAUAUCAUGAUGGAGAAAAGGUAUUAACUUGAGAUUUGGUUUCUAUAACAGAAAAGACGGCCCAUUAAGGCCUGCUGCUGACUCUGCACCACACUUGAUCCUCAAGCAGGAAGGUACUGACCCUGCCACCUAACAGCACAUCAGUGACUCCUCACAAAUAGAUGCCAUCCAGGCCAACUUGCCUGUGUAUUGACUGUGCCACUGUCUUCCUACUGGCACCAGACAAGAGCCAUCCUCCACCUUCCCAGGCCUGUUAUUCCCUACAACUGGUCACCAGCCUGGCAGAUGCCAGUCCCACUGCUCUCAAGUGCUUGGUUCCACAGCCACUCAUCCCAGAAAUGCUUACCCUCUCAAGCCUGACACCACUCAACUACCUAAUGGAUGUUAGUAGCUUAAACAGAGACCUUGAAGGAUAGUAGAAGGAUAGUAAACUCUAGCCUUCUACCCUGCCCAUGCUUAUGCUGGUGUAAGCACGCUAUCCUUAGAGCACCUGGGUGCCAUCUGCAGACAGUGAUGUCUUACUUAAAAUGAACUUUAGAUACAGCUGACUGGUCGGCUAUCCCUGGGGGUGAUACCCUGGUAGCUUAUUCUAGUUAUGUUAAAGCUGGCAACAGUGAUAAUUUAAGCUUCUAUAUUUAUGAUCUUACCAAGCUGGUGUGCUGUUAGUCCUUCCCUCCUUGCCCUCAGUAAUGCUAAGAGCUGCUGACAUGUGGUAUGAUAAGCACUGUUACAACAAAACCAACCUUUAAACCAAAUGACAGGCUAAACACAGUGUCUGUCCUAGACUAAGUCCAGAAAUCCGAGGUGUGCCCACGGUGUCCAGCUGGACUGUGACCCAAUGCCACAGACCUGGUGCUGUACCUUCAGCACUCAACAGGCACAGCUGUGUGUGUGACCUCAGAAUGCUGCUUAUGUAUGUCCAGCCGGUUCUGAAUGGAAGGUGUUAAAUGUUUUUGUUAAAAGUAAAACUUGUUUUUGCAACAUA